AUAAUAGUCUAUAACGUUGAAGAUUACAAUAAAACACCAAAACAAGUUAAACAGUCUAUGGUACGCCAGUAGGUGUAGCCUAUACGCAUAGUCUACAUCCUCAGCCUCAAAUGGACAAAACACACGAUUGUUAUUUGUUUCCUCUGGGCAUAUUUGACAUGGACAGGCUGUUUUACCUCGAGGCUGAUCAUGCUUGAAUCACACGCUGGCCACUGAAGCAGACGAGAAUGUCACAUGACCUGCGGACCCUCCAAUGACGUCACGAUUAUUCUACAGUGGAGAGAGAAGCAGCUGGAGCUGAACCUUAUAUUGAGGGUUUCAACGAAGUUUAUUCCUUGUUGUGUGGGCUCUUGGUGAGGCAUCAUGGGAGAGUUGUUCAGGAGCGAGGAGAUGACCCUCGCCCAGCUGUUCCUGCAGUCUGAGGCAGCCUACUGCUGCGUCAGUGAACUGGGAGAGCUGGGAAUGGUCCAGUUCCGCGACUUGAACCCGGACGUGAACGUGUUCCAGAGGAAGUUUGUGAAUGAGGUGCGGCGCUGUGAAGAGAUGGACAGAAAGCUAAGGUUUGUGGAAAAAGAGAUUAGAAAAGCCAACAUUCCAACUGUGGACACGGGGGAGAAUCCUGAAGUGCCAUUCCCAAGAGACAUGAUUGACCUUGAGGCCACCUUUGAGAAACUGGAGAAUGAGCUGAAGGAGAUCAACACUAACCAGGAGGCCUUGAAGAAGAACUUUCUGGAACUGACAGAGCUGAAGCACAUCCUCAGGCGUACACAGCAGUUCUUUGAUGAGAUGGAGGAUCCCAACCUGCUGGAGGAGUCGUCUUCCCUGCUGGACCCAAGUGAAGCAGGCCGUGGCGCCCCCCUCAGACUGGGGUUCGUUGCCGGGGUGAUAAACCGUGAGAGGAUUCCGACCUUUGAGAGGAUGCUGUGGAGAGUGUGUCGCGGAAAUGUCUUUUUGAGACAGGCAGAGAUCGAGGACCCCCUUGAGGACCCAGCAACGGGAGAUCAAGUCCACAAAUCUGUCUUCAUCAUCUUUUUCCAAGGAGACCAGCUGAAGAAUAGGGUGAAGAAGAUCUGUGAGGGGUUUAGGGCAUCGCUCUAUCCUUGCCCAGAGACGCCUCAGGAGAGGAAAGAGAUGGCCGCAGGGGUCAACACCCGUAUCGACGAUCUCCAAAUGGUGUUGAACCAGACAGAGGAUCAUCGCCAGCGAGUCCUGCAAGCGGCGUCCAAGACCAUGAGGGUCUGGUUCAUCAAGGUGAGGAAGAUGAAGGCCAUCUACCACACCCUGAACCUCUGCAACAUUGAUGUCACACAGAAGUGUCUUAUCGCCGAGGUCUGGUGUCCCGUCUCCGACCUGGACUCCAUCCAGUUUGCCCUCCGCAGAGGAACGGAGAGAAGCGGCUCCACCGUCCCCUCCAUUCUCAACAGGAUGCAGACGAAGCAGACUCCCCCCACCUUCAACAAGACCAACAAGUUCACCUCUGGCUUCCAGAAUAUCGUUGACGCUUACGGCAUUGGCACCUAUCGUGAAAUUAAUCCAGCUCCCUACACCAUCAUCACCUUCCCAUUCCUGUUUGCGGUGAUGUUUGGAGACAUGGGCCACGGCGCACUGAUGACCUGCGCUGCCCUCUACCUGGUCAUAAGGGAGAGCCGUCUCCUCUCCCAGAAGAGUGACAACGAGAUGUUCAACAUGGUUUUUGCUGGUCGUUAUAUCAUCCUGUUGAUGGGGAUCUUCUCCGUCUACACUGGGAUCAUCUAUAAUGACUGCUUCUCCAAGUCCCUUAACAUGUUUGGCUCAGGUUGGAGUGUGAGGCCCAUGUUUGGACCCAAAGGAGCGAACUGGUCGUUCGACACGCUGGACAACAACGCAGUCCUCCAGCUCGACCCAGCCAUACCAGGUGUCUUCGGGGGCCCCUACCCGCUGGGCAUCGAUCCCAUCUGGAACAUCGCCACCAACAAGCUGACCUUCCUGAACUCGUUCAAGAUGAAGAUGUCCGUCAUCCUGGGGGUCAUCCACAUGCUGUUUGGGGUCUCGCUCAGUCUCUUCAACCACCUGUACUUCAAGAAGCCUCUGAACAUCUUCCUGGGCUUCAUCCCAGAGAUUGUGUUCAUGAGCAGUCUGUUUGGCUACCUCAUCCUCCUCAUCUUCUACAAGUGGUCAGCCUACGAUGCCCUGACCUCCAAAGAUGCCCCCAGUCUCCUCAUUGCCUUCAUCAACAUGUGUCUGUUCAAUUACAAUGAUCCCACCAACAAACCUCUGUAUCGAGGACAGACGGGGAUCCAGAUUCUGCUGGUGUUGAUAGCUCUGGCCUGUGUGCCAUGCAUGCUGGUGGUGAAGACCCUGGUGCUGCGUCGUCAGCACCUCUGGAAGAAGCACCUGUCCCAGAUGAGGGAAGCAGGCCCCGCUGAGAAUCUAGAAACUUUAGAGCAGACAGGCACGACCUCACCCACCGGACUCACCCAACAGGGCACGCAGAAAUUCGGAGGGGUGCGGGUCGGCAACGGGCCCACGGAGGACGAGGCCGAGAUCAUCGAGCACGACCAGCUCUCCCAGCACUCCGAGGAGGGAGACGAGCACGCUGAGGAAGAACCGUUUGACUUUGGGGACAUGGCAGUGCAUCAGGCCAUUCACACUAUAGAGUACUGCCUGGGCUGCAUCUCCAACACCGCAUCCUACCUGCGCCUGUGGGCGCUCAGUCUGGCACAUGCCCAGCUGUCGGAGGUGCUGUGGGGCAUGGUGAUGCAUCUGGGUCUCUCCUCGCGCAGUGGGGGCGGAUUCUUUGGCCUGACAAUCAUCUUCUCAGCCUUUGCCACGCUCACCGUGUGUAUCCUGCUCAUCAUGGAGGGGCUCUCUGCAUUCCUGCAUGCUCUGCGUCUGCACUGGGUGGAGUUCCAGAACAAAUUCUACGUGGGACAGGGCUUCAAGUUCGUCCCCUUCUCCUUCGAGAGCAUCCUGGAGGGGCGCUUCGACGAAUGAGGGCUCCGUGGUCCUGGAGAAUAUCAGCUGUCCCAGCAGACGUCUCUGCAUGCUCUCCCAGUCAGCCAUCCUGUGGUGUACCUAGUGAAGCCUCUACUCUUGUGAAAUGUGUGUGUGUGUGUGUGUGUGUGUGUGUGUGUGUGUGUGUGUGUGUGUGUGUGUGUGCUCUCUCCCAGUAGUUUGGAGCUGUUCACAGUGACCCCUUGACCUGCAGACACCCCGCUGUCAGUAAUUUUGCCAGAUGUUUGUGAGACGUUUGGUUUUCUGUGAUCUCUCCUGCUGAUCCCUCUCUCAUAGACACACGUGCUGGUCAGUGUUUGGUGAAGUGUUUGGCAGGGGAUUUGAAGGAAAAGUAGACAUGCAGGGAGAAAAAAGUAACUUUUUAACAUGACCUAGGUCAUGGUUGAGAUACCACUGAAAAUAUUUGGGAUUCUUCAAAAGGGUUUAGAUCAUUCCUCCCACUCUUUUAGUUAAUAAUUCAGCCAAUCAGAUUCUGGGCCCGUCAGGGUGAGGCACCUCACUAGUCUGCUCACUUUUAAACUAGCUUUGGCCUUGGCAGAACGGAUCAUGAUGUUCUUGAAUCAUGCUGUGUUUUGGUCCUGGUCUUUCCCAAUCGGAGCUGUGGAAAACCGCAUGAUUCCUCCCACUGUAAGGGAAAGGCAGAUGAAACGGAAGAGGCCUCAGCAGAGUGCCAGUAGACAGAUUAGACCAUCCAGUGCGUAGAGGUCCAAACUACCAGUGUCUGUCGCCUGACACCAGAAUGAGAUGGCAACAGUAACAGUGGAGUGUCGGGGAUUCCCCCUGAUUCACUUUUUUCUGCUGUUCUUUGCCAUUGUUGUACUUCACAGACUGUGAAGACCCGCAAAGCUGUUCAGAUUUCAAAGAUUGUACCAGCUUGUGUUUUUGUCGUUUUGCAGUAACAGUGCCCUCUAGUGGGCUCGUUCAGUACAGAAAUGAUGCUCCAGAUGGCAACUGACUCUGGGCAGCAUGCCGGGCCAGUCUGGCAAUCUCACUAACAUAUCUGGAAUCUAGAGGUGGGCCUAAUAGAUCUUGACACAACGUAGUGCAGCUUCUUCUUUGAGCAGUUUUGCCAAGCAAUUACAGAACUGGGCCCUAUGACUGUGACUGGCUAAUUGCACCAAGUUGCCCACUGAUAAAAGGUCUCCAGGACGGAAAUGUGUCCCUCAGCAUUAAAAAGGGAAAGUAUAAUAACAUCAUAAAUAAGCAUUGUUCAAUAUAGUUCCCCUGUCUAUCAUUGUCUUUAAAUGUGGAGUAAACAGAUGCCCAAAAUAUACAGGUUAAAUGAAGACAUAACAGGUGUGCAGAACAAGUCCUUUACUUCACAAACACAUAUGGCCAUGAAGAGACACUGAUCUCAUGCCAUCAUAUCUAUAGCAUACAACACAUCACACAUUAUAGUGAUUGUAAUAGCUCUGAAUAUCUGAUGGGGAGUCAGGAGAUUGUGUACGUGUUGACAAGCUCCUGUCACAAGUCAUCUUGCUGUACAUUUAGAUAAGGUAGUGUGAAUUUCGUCUGUCGUGGCGGUUUUAAGCAGUUCUCAAUAAGACAACAUAUCUAAUCAUGUGAAAUGUGGUAGAUGUUUUUAUUGUCCCUGCUUCUGUUUACAGAGUGAUACGAUAUGUUUGUAUUUUAAGUCAGUGUGAACAUUGAAGGUGAUGAUGACUUGUCACUGUUGUUCUUGCAGACGUGUGUGAAUGUGUGUACUGUUGCGAAAGAGGGGACCUCACUUAAAAUGGAAGACAUUGUGACUGUUCUGAAUCCAGUCUGCACUUUGUUGUACGGUGUGUGUUUAGCUCUGUCCUUUGUGAAUCACAAACUUUUUGUGAACCCUCAAUAAAUUACAGCUGCUGGGA
Messenger RNA from Alosa sapidissima (American shad), 4847 nucleotides. RefSeq names its product ATPase H+ transporting V0 subunit a1b (gene atp6v0a1b). Lineage: Eukaryota; Metazoa; Chordata; Actinopteri; Clupeiformes; Clupeidae. Gene Ontology annotation, biological process: vacuolar acidification; proton transmembrane transport. Gene Ontology annotation, cellular component: plasma membrane; vacuolar proton-transporting V-type ATPase, V0 domain; vacuolar proton-transporting V-type ATPase complex. The transcript has 22 exons. Gene Ontology annotation, molecular function: ATPase binding; proton-transporting ATPase activity, rotational mechanism. The record is from RefSeq and is a predicted model, not a curated record. Bases 364 to 2973 code for a protein of 869 amino acids.